Molecule: messenger RNA, 1046 nt
Organism: Schistocerca gregaria
Lineage: Eukaryota; Metazoa; Arthropoda; Insecta; Orthoptera; Acrididae
Product: lysosomal aspartic protease
Biological process (GO): cell death; proteolysis
Cellular component (GO): lysosome
Molecular function (GO): aspartic-type endopeptidase activity
Source: RefSeq, a predicted model, not a curated record
GUUGGUGGUUUGGAGGUAAAGAACCAGACAUUUGCAGAAGCAAUAAGUGAACCUGGUCUUGCUUUUGUUGCUGCCAAAUUUGAUGGUAUCCUUGGAAUGGCUUAUAGCACCAUAUCAGUUGAUGGUGUGGUACCUGUAUUUUACAACAUGUUCAAACAAGGAUUGGUUUCAGCACCUGUCUUCUCUUUUUAUCUAAGCAGAGACCCAGAUGCGCCAUUGGGUGGAGAACUUAUUCUUGGUGGUUCUGAUCCAAAACACUACAAAGGUGACUUCACAUAUUUACCAGUGGAUCGUAAAAUGUAUUGGCAGUUCAAAAUGGACAAGGUUCUUGUGAAUGGAGCCAGUCAGUCAACAUUCUGUGCAUCUGGUUGUGAGGCAAUUGCUGAUACUGGCACCAGCCUUAUCGCUGGACCACUUAGUGAAAUAAAAGACCUCAAUAAGGCCAUUGGAGCUACACCAAUUGUUGGUGGAGAAUACAUGGUUGACUGCACUCAGAUUCCUAAUCUACCUGCUAUUGACUUUGUUCUUGGUGGGAAAAAUUACACUCUAUUUGGAAAGGACUAUGUUCUCAGGGUAUCUUCAUUUGGAAAAACUGUAUGCUUGUCUGGCUUCAUGGGCAUUGAUAUACCACCACCACAUGGCCCGCUGUGGAUUCUGGGAGAUGUUUUUAUUGGCAGAUUCUACACCGAAUUUGACAUGCAAAACAAUCGUGUUGGUUUUGCUGAGUCUAUGUAGAAAUAAGUGUUCUGGCAGUAGUCACCAGUCCGUAACAUCGUCUUGCAGAUCAUAAUACAGAUAGUAAUGAGUGUUGUUACAUAUUUAAAAGUGACUUUUCCUGUAGUAAAGACACUGAUUUAAGUUUAAAAUUUUGUGUAAAGCUUUAAUCACUUGUUAUUAAAUAACGAAUCGCCAAAAAAAGUAGGCUUCAUGAAUUUUGUUAUAAUGUAAAUGCAUUAUGUAUUUACCAAAUUUAAGUUCAUUUAGGCAGUGUAAGACAUUCUCUGAAAUGUUGAAGACCAAAUAAAGUUGGAACACUUGAAAAGAAA